GAUAUUCCUUCUCUAUUCCCCAUUAAAACUCUCUUUUUCUUAAACUCCUCGUUCUCCUCCUCUCUCUCCAUUUCCUCUUUCUACGCAGCGACUUCUAAGGCGAGUAGAACGCAGGAGUUUAUUCUAGGCUGCGAUGGCAGAGAACCAGCACCCAACUGUUUAUCAGAAAGUUGCUUGCCAGAUGCAUCUGAGCUCCAGUCUUUCCCAGGAUGUCCAUGCACGCUACAGGGGCAUUCAAAGACCAGCUCUCUCCCAGAGACGUUUUCCAUAUGGCAAUUACUCUAAUACCGGACUACAGAUGUGCCAAGCCACACAGGAUCUCUCAUUGAUUUCCUCAAAUGCUUCACCAGUGUUUGUGCAAGCUCCCCAAGAGAAAGGACUUGCAGCAUUUGCCACUGAUUUCCUCAUGGGUGGUGUUUCUGCUGCUGUGUCAAAGACUGCUGCUGCCCCUAUUGAGCGUGUGAAGCUCUUGAUCCAAAACCAAGAUGAGAUGAUUAAGGCUGGUAGACUCUCAGAACCAUACAAGGGAAUUGGAGAUUGUUUUAAGAGGACAAUUAAGGAUGAAGGAUUUGCUUCUUUGUGGAGAGGAAACACUGCUAAUGUCAUUCGUUACUUCCCCACUCAGGCCUUGAACUUUGCAUUUAAGGACUACUUCAAGAGACUCUUCAACUUCAAGAAGGACCGUGAUGGCUACUGGAAGUGGUUUGCAGGAAACCUUGCAUCUGGUGGUGGUGCUGGUGCUUCCUCUUUGCUCUUUGUUUACUCCCUUGACUAUGCUCGUACUCGUCUGGCAAAUGAUGCCAAGGCUGCGAAGAAGGGAGGUGGUGGCAGGCAAUUCGAUGGGUUGGUUGAUGUCUACAGAAAAACACUUAAAUCUGAUGGAGUUGCUGGCUUGUACCGUGGGUUUAACAUUUCAUGUGUUGGUAUCAUUGUGUACCGUGGUCUGUACUUCGGAAUGUACGACUCAUUGAAGCCAGUGCUGUUGACUGGAAAAAUGGAGGAUAGUUUCUUUGCUAGCUUUGCUCUUGGGUGGCUUAUCACCAAUGGUGCUGGUCUUGCCUCCUACCCUAUUGACACGGUUAGAAGAAGAAUGAUGAUGACAUCUGGUGAGGCAGUGAAGUACAAGAGCUCGUUCGAUGCAUUCAGCCAAAUCCUUAAGAAUGAGGGUGCCAAAUCUUUGUUCAAGGGUGCUGGUGCUAACGUCCUCCGUGCUGUUGCUGGUGCUGGUGUGUUGGCAGGUUAUGACAAGCUUCAGGUGAUCGUCUUUGGAAAGAAAUAUGGCUCUGGUGGUGCUUAAAUCAGAAGACAUUAACAAAGACGUUUUAGAAUUAGAUUAUGGUGAUGAAAAUCCUUCUUAUUGAAGUUCCAUUUGGGGUUAGAAUAUUUUACGUUUUUUUCCCUGCCCCUUUUGAAAUAAUUUAAAAUUUUAGAGCGGGUUAAAACUUUGAACCUGCAAUUAAUCAUUCCCUUGUGUAAGGGUGUUUUGUCAUGCAGACCUUUGUAUUAACAGCAGAGGUUACAGAUUCUCAUAAUCAAUUUUUGAUUGAAUUUAAUUCAGAUAUUUUUUAUCUGAUAGUUAAAUAAAUACCCUUUACUGUCA
Molecule: messenger RNA, 1600 nt
Organism: Solanum dulcamara
Lineage: Eukaryota; Viridiplantae; Streptophyta; Magnoliopsida; Solanales; Solanaceae
Product: ADP,ATP carrier protein, mitochondrial
Exons: 4
Coding region: 134-1297 (387 amino acids)
Biological process (GO): mitochondrial ADP transmembrane transport; mitochondrial ATP transmembrane transport
Cellular component (GO): mitochondrial inner membrane
Molecular function (GO): ATP:ADP antiporter activity
Source: RefSeq, a predicted model, not a curated record